Sarcophilus harrisii (Tasmanian devil) is the source of this 8812-nucleotide messenger RNA. It is a transcript of the gene PTPA, whose product is annotated as protein phosphatase 2 phosphatase activator. Gene Ontology annotation, biological process: mitotic spindle organization. The coding region runs from base 212 to 1252 and encodes 346 amino acids. Gene Ontology annotation, molecular function: protein tyrosine phosphatase activator activity; peptidyl-prolyl cis-trans isomerase activity. NCBI's taxonomy places the organism in Eukaryota, Metazoa, Chordata, Mammalia, Dasyuromorphia, Dasyuridae. The transcript has 11 exons. Gene Ontology annotation, cellular component: nucleus; cytoplasm; protein phosphatase type 2A complex. The record is from RefSeq and is a predicted model, not a curated record.
UGGAGGCACUUCCCAAGCGCUCCGCAUCAACAUGGCGGGCGUCUCAGGCCGGGUGACGCUCGGUCGCGGUUUUCGGUUAUAGCGGGCGGGUGCCGGUUCCUUUUCAGUAAAUUCUUCCCUUUCCGCCAGGGUGGAGCCAACAGGGGAGGCAAAGGGGAAAGGUGAGAGGUGACAUCGGCGGGCCAGUGGACAGACCAGCUCAGGGAAGAAGAUGGCAGAGAGCGGUCGGCAGCCGCCUUCAGACUCUUUGGAGGAGACUUCUCCUACUACUCAUAACUUCAUGAUUCCAAAGAAGGAGAUAAAUACAGUUCCUGACAUGGGCAAGUGGAAACGGUCUCAGGCAUAUGCAGAUUACAUUGGUUUCAUCCUCACCUUAAAUGAAGGAGUUAAGGGCAAGAAAUUGACCUGUGAAUAUAAAGUUUCUGAGCCCAUUAAUAAGCUUGUCGCUCUUCUCAACACAUUGGACAGAUGGAUUGAUGAGACCCCUCCCAUGGAUCAGCCCUCCAGAUUUGGGAACAAAGCUUUCAGGACUUGGUAUGCCAAACUUGACCAGGAAGCAGAAAACCUAGUGGCUACAGUGGUUCCUAGUCAGAUGGCAGCUGCUGUGCCUGAGGUUGCCCUUUACCUAAAGGAAUCAGUGGGAAACCCUACCCGAAUUGAUUAUGGCACAGGUCAUGAAGCAGCUUUUGCUGCCUUCCUUUGCUGCCUCUGCAAGAUUGGGGUCCUCAGGGUAGAUGACCAAAUAGCCAUUGUCUUCAAAGUGUUUAAUCGGUACCUUGAAGUUAUGAGGAAACUUCAGAAAACCUACAGGAUGGAGCCGGCUGGGAGUCAAGGAGUAUGGGGUCUGGAUGACUUCCAGUUUUUGCCCUUCAUCUGGGGCAGUUCUCAGCUUAUAGAACACCCAAACCUGGAGCCUAGGCACUUUGUGGAUGAGAAAGCAGUGAAUGAGAAUCACAAGGACUACAUGUUCCUGGAAUGCAUCUUAUUUAUUACUGAGUUACUGACAGAGGAACCAUUUACAAAAGGCCGAUUCUCUUGGGAGCAGAGAGGCAGGAACGCAGCGUCUAUGAAGACCGGCCCCUUUGCUGAGCACUCCAACCAGCUGUGGAAUAUCAGUGCUGUACCUUCCUGGUCCAAAGUGAACCAGGGCCUCAUCCGCAUGUAUAAAGCUGAGUGUCUGGAGAAGUUUCCUGUGAUCCAGCACUUUAAGUUUGGUAGCCUGCUGCCCAUCCAACCUGUUACAUCAUCAUAGAAGAGGUGGGGGAACAACCACUGCUACCCUGGAGGUCACCAGCUCCCUCACCCUGCUCCCUUCACUUUUCUAAUACCACAUCCCUGCUGAUCUCUCUGGUCCUUGAGGCAAUUCUCCAGGAUACAUGAACACCCACAGUACAAGUGCUGAAGGACCCAGAAAGGGAAGAAUGACCAAAGUGUGGCCAGUCUCCUGCCUUUCCCUCAGAGGCAAGAUGAGGGUAUAUCUCUGGGGAAGCAGGAUCCUUAUGGCUACCUGACCCCCACCCCGCCUCUGUCCUUACCCCACUCAAAUUCCCAGUCCCACUUCACGUGCUAAAUCUGCUCUGUACCAUCAUUUGUGUGGGAGAUUGAUAUGUUUUAUUGUUUCCAUUAACUUUCUUCCUACUUCCUGUUGCCUUUCUGAAUGUUGAGUAGCAGUUGCUCCUAGUGAGGGUAGGAGACCAUAGACCAAUCCUCACCUCAGAGUACUCAUGGACUAGAGAAUGAGGGAGAUCAGGAGGAGAGAGAAGCCUUGGCUGUUUCCUGGCCAUUUUUUGUGAGUUUGCUCCCUCCUUCCCAAGCUCUUCUUUUACAAACUUAGUGUUGAUUUCAGGAGCUCAGUUUUCAUACUUGAUCUCCUGAGGCCUGAGAAGGAGGCCUUGAGCCAGGGACCAGUGAAAAUACAAAGCUAGAGGCAAUGCCAAUAUAUCCUGGCUGUGGUGAGGCAAAAAACAAUUACAAUCACACACAUUCUAGCUCUUUUUCUCUGUGGUGCUCAGGUCUGCAAUCCUCCCUGGGUAUAGCCAUAUUGCUUUACUUUUUUUUUUUUUUUGCUGCUGCUGUGAGAUUCUAGGAUAAUCCAGUUCCAUUCUGAACACUGGUAGUUGACCUCUGAGGGGGUACUAGGCUUUGGGGAGGUGAGGGGAAAGACCUCAUUAGAUUAGACCUCAAUAAAUGGUAAGUGAGAUACACUGGUGGGAUUUGGGACUGAUCUAGUGGAGAUCUUGGCUCCUGGAUUCCUUCAGUCAAAGGCAUCUUUAAGGUUAGACUAAUGCCAUCCUACUGCUUGCAGCACUGUGCUGGCUACAGGUAAACCACUGUAGAGCCACUGAACAAGAAGAACUUGUCAUCUCCAUUCCCUUUUUCCUCUGGAAAGCAAUUGUAUACCAUUGGAUUUCUCCCAAAUCCAAGGGCAUAAGACAGAGGAGGGUAACAAGACCUUCCUUUGGGAAAACUGGACUUAACACUAUUUAGAGCCAUUGUAGGGUUGAGGUAAGUGACUUGCUUGAGGGCCAAAUUACAGGACUCUAGCUCUUGGAUAUUUGGGUUCAAGAAUGGUGAACAGGGGUAGGAGUGAUGCUAUCAGCACUUAAGUUCCAAGUUUUCUUCAGCAAACAUUUAUUGAGCUCUUCCAGAGCUGUUAAUAAGAGCUGGGUUUUGCAGGUUUUCCCUAUAGAAGCCUCUUUUUCAUUAAGUGUUUAUUCCUCUGCUCUUGAUAUCAGGGUUGUUUUUUCUUUUUCCUUUUUUAAAAAAAAAAAAGUUUGAUUUAGCUGCCCAGGCCCAUCUCCUCAGCUUCUUUCACACAUCCCCAGGCAUGGGUAGCACUCCUUUUGGGGUAGGGGAACACCCUGACAAGCACAGUGCAUUGGAUUUCCUUUUUGGUCUUCUAUGGUCCCAUUGCCACCACUGUGGAUUUGAGCUAGAAUGUCAUCCCGGGCCACUAACCCAGAGCAAUCUAAGGGCUUGAGCUGGGAGAGAAGACUCAAGUUGUAUAAAGUUUUCCAAAUGUCUUCUACUAGGGCCCCUCAUGGAGUUAUGUAGACUGUCACCUUCCUGGCCUUUCGUGCAAGGCCUGCCCACUCUGUGCCAACACCACACUGUUUUGAGGCUGCUUCACCCUAUCCCUUGGUCUUUCAUUGCUGUUCUGAUUAAAAAUCUGUUUUGCACCUGGAGCUGAUGUGGAUGUCUGUCUUGUUGUAUACCUUACACCAUAUGCCUGCCCUCUUUCCUCUUGGAUAGAUCUAGGAUCCAUUUCCCCUUAUAGUUUCCUGGUCUUUAAGGUAGGUGACUUUGGAUUAGGCUGUUACAGCCAUCUCCUGAGCUAAGCCUAUUUUGAUUACCUGUGUAUUGCUACUGUUGGGAAAGGACCAUCCAUAAGUGCUUGUGACCUCUUGGUUGACCUUUGACAGGGCUGGAAUGAAGCUUGGGUCUGCACUGAAUAGUUUAGACAGCCUGGCUGGUCCUACUACUAAGUACAGCUGGUCUUUUAGAAAAGGCCAUAUUUUUAUAUCACGCCCAUCAGCUCUGACCCUUCAAGCCAAAUUUGGAGAGACUGGAUAAAAAUAUUUUCCUUGGUAGUUGCUACACUUGUACAACCUUCCUUUCUCAAAGCUUUUCUAUUUCUGUGGGUUUAGGCCCACUUAGACUAUAUCCCUUGGCUUUCUAGACUUUGAAUCAGUUGAACAGAGAACUUGAUGGAGACUCAGACUGCUAGAAACAGCUUGAAUCUCAUGAAAGUUAUUAAGGGAAUGAAAGUUCCAAUUCUGGGAGUCAACCAAGACCAUUCUAAAGAGUAUUAGGAAGUUAGGUGGUCCACUCAAGCACCAAUAGAUGUGAUUGAGUUAUUAACACAAUAGUUGGUUCCAGUAUUAAAAUGGUGAUUGAGGUUUAGAGCAGACUCCUGAGGACAUCCCAUUUUAUCUAUUUCUUUGGCUCAUAGUUGCAGGUCUGAAUCCCACCCAUCCCAGACUUGUUGGGGGCAGGGAAGGAGAUAUUGCUGAGGUUGGCAUAGAAGGAUGAGGUUCCCACUACUUUGUUCCAAGUUUGAACUUGGAACUGACUCUUUUCCUGAGUUUCCUGACUCUUCCCCUGAGUUAUUGUUUGGGGAAAAAAUGAGCAGCUAGAGAAUGGUGGGGCUAUUUAAUGAAAUUACAAGUUAGGUUAUCUUUUGAGGAAUGAACAUGAAUUUGGUUUUAGACAUAGGUUCAUAAAUUUAGAGUUGGAUGGGAUCUUGGAUGUUGACUGAGGUACCAGUGGGACAUUUAGGUGAGAUGUUAAUUGAAGAUAAUGACCUAAGGAGUGAACAUUUCUAUAUUUUCUUUUUCCAAGUCUGCUUUGUAUUUGAGGAAUUUCUCAAGAGGCUCAGGUCAAAGUCCCCAAUCACAGCCCAAGUUUUAAUACUUGCUAACAAUAUUUCAGGUCUAUCCAUUAGGAUCAAGGGAUAUAGGGAAAAUCUGCCCACCUUUAAGGUCUCCUAACCAUUGAUUUAUUGAGUUCUGUGGACUUUUAACUUCAUUCUCAUUCAUGAGGCUACACUUGGACUCCUGGAUCUUGGUGGUAUUGAGGGACCCCACAUGGGAGAUACCUCAGUCAUUUUGGGGACUGUUCUGUUGCUAGAGAGGACUUUGGCCUGAGCUUCUUGAGAAAUCCCUUAAACACAAAGUAGAGUUGGAAAAAGGAAAUACAGAAAUGUUCACUCCUUAGGACCAUCCCAACGUGGCUCUUUAAAAGUUGUGUUUUUAUAAAAUAGGGUUCCCUUGAUUGGCAAAGGAUUCUUUUCAGUCACUUUAAUAAACUUGUUUCCCUCAGAACUAAAAGGAUUGGAUUGUGCUAAUACAUAGGGAUUUUGAAUAGGAUACUCAUACUCUACUGAGAGAACUUCUGAGAGUCAUAGAUUGAGAGCUGAAACCAACUUCAGGUCAGCAAACAGGCUAAAGAGGCUUAAACUAAGCCUUUCCUUAUUCAUUUAGAUGCUUAUUUCAUUUUGUUUGCUCUAAACAAAAUGGAGAUGGAUUUUUUUUACUAAAGAUCAUUUAUGGGGUGCUUUAGGUAUACAGUACUAGUGAAAAGACCUAUGAGCUAGAUGCUCAUUUGGACAUCUUAAGUUCCAGGCAUAAUUCUAUAAAUCCAUAUUGUUCCCUGAAUUCGUUUUCUUUUGGGGGGGGUCCAGUUUUCUUCAUAUACACUUCUUGCUUCUGGUAUUGAACAAUAGUGGAUUCAAGUGGGUAUUGAGGGAACUGUGAAACAGACAAAUAUGACAAUUGAAAUGACAUGGAUGGAAGUAUUUGUAAAUUUUAACUUCCCCUACAACUAAUCAUUUUUGGAAAAUGUGGGAGAGGAAGAAGAGCAUUGUGGCAUAUUAAGACCUAUGCACAAGGAAGGCUGGGAUAGGAUUUUGUCCUUGAAUCCCCAGUGCUUAGCAUAGUGUCUGAUGUUUAAUAGGAGAUGCAUACUUGUUGACUGAUUGCCCUUAAAAUGAAUUCAAGAAAUUUUUGAGCACCUAUGUGCUUAUCUCUGUUAGGCCCUGUGGAUACUUAAAGGAAGUAUGAAAUAUGGUUCCCGCCCUUCAGGAAUUUACAAUUAUUUAGAGUCAAGACUAAGAAAACCUGUGAAGAUGCAUGGCUACAUUAUGAUUGAGGCUAGUGAGGGUGUAGAGAGGAUCAAUACAAUUGUUUCUGCCUUCUGGAAAAAGCUGAACCUGGCUUUGAUUGGGUGACCAGAGAAACUCCUGAAGUGACUGGGGGAAAAGAGGGCAAUUUUGAGAUUGAGAGUCUAGGGGAGAGAGAGAGUGAGUGUGAGUGUGAGUGUGUGAGAGAGAGAGAGAACAGGGCAGAGAGACAGAGACUCUGCCGGAAUGUGCUGACAUCAUGAUUAAUUUAUCAGGUGCUUAUGAAUAUGCAGAUGGAGGCUCCAGUUUCUAAGCGCCUGUUUCAGAGAGGCCGAGCUGGGACUGGGACUAUUGCUACCAUCUAGGUUGUUAGGGAAAAUGUAGCUAGAAGAGUCAUUGCAAAACCUCUCCUUUAUCCUCAAACACAUGACCAAGACCCCAAACACUGCUACCUUAUCCUGUCUUCCCCUCAAUCCCUCUGUCAGAGACCAUUGCUGGAGAAGGGAGUCCCCUUUAGGUAGAAGUGGCCUCCAAAGUGAAUGAUUAAGAGUGGGGGGGGGGGGAGGGAAGGGGGAGAAUGUUCUGAGGGGGAAGAUGGGACAUCUAUGUAGAACAUAAUAUGUUCCUUAAGUUCCAGACUUUGGCCAUGAAUCCAGAAGAAUAGGCUAAGACAACAGCUGGCUCUGUUUAAUGAGUUGGGAAGAGAAAUUGUAGGAUGUUCACAGGAAGGUUAUAGGUGAAUGGGAAGACCUCUUAUCAACAAGCAUUUUUUAAGCACCUAUUGGAUGCCAGGCAUUUUAUAUGUGUGUGACACACACACAUGUAUAUGUAUAUUCAUCCCCACAUAUACAUAUGUAUAUGUAUACGCACAUAAAUGCAAGAUAAUUUCUGGGGAAGAUACUAACAUCUGGAAAAACUGGGGUAAACUUCCUAUAAAGGUAACAUCUGAGCCAAGCUUUGAAGGAAACUAGUGGAGUGCAUUCUAGAUAUGGGGGGUGAGAGAGGAUAGGAUGGGUGAAGAACCUAUAUAAGGGCAGAGGGACUCUAUUCCAAUAUUUUUUAUCUUUUCACUAAUAGCUACUAUAAUACUACCAUAUAAUCCCUCUUCUUGCAUAUUAUAGUUAAUCUAAAUUAAUUGAGACAGGGAAGGAAAAUUGUUAAUUGAAUUUUCUAAGGACUUCAAUUGAAAAGGCAUUAAGUGCAGACUGUGUACUGAGGACACAGACAAAAACAAGUUAUUUCCCUUAACCAGCUUAUAUUUUACUGAGGGAUACAAUAAGUUUGUGCAUAGGUAAGUAAAACUUGAAGGAAGAUAAGGAUUUAGAAAGGUAGAGAUGAAGUGGGGAGGGAAGUAUCUCCCAGGCAUGAAGAAUUAAGCAGAAAUACUUAUCAUAGACUCCUAACCACAUUAGGAGUCUGAUAAAUUUGGACAUUCCUUGGAUUGGAAAAAAUCUUAGAAAUUAUCUUGUUCAGUGCCUUCAUUCUGCAAAUAAGAAAAUAGAGAAAUGAAUUAUGAUUUAUGUUGCUUGUUAACUUCACUGAUUUGUGAAGUGAUUUGCUUAAGGCUUAUACAGUGAAUGCUCUUUCUGCCCACACCAUACUUCUUUGUUAGUUCAGCUUUUGAGUACGAAAACAUUUACAAAAUGGAUUUGUUAGAUGCUUGUUGAUAGUACUUAUCUUUCCUGUGUAUUUCUUCCCAACUCUUUAAAAUAUAGCAGGGCCAAGUAUUGCCUUAGUCCAUUUUAGUAGAGUCUAUUUAAUUUGAUGUUACCUUUACAAACAUUAUCUUGAAGAUCUUCUGGUCUGGGAUAGUUGAUGAUAGUGGUGGGAAUCAUAAGAUUCAGAGUUAGAAGGGGCCUUGGAAAAUCCUUAAUGUACACUCAAUUUACAGAUAAUGAAAUUGAGUUCCAGAGAGUUUACUCUAAGUCCAUUAGAUUGUGAGCUCCUUGUGGACAGGGACUGUCUUUUGCCUCUUUUUGUAUUUCCAGUAUUUAACACUGUAUUUAUAUUUAUAUAUAUAUUUAAACCUCUCUCCCCUCCACUGUGUGUCUCUAAUCUCUCUCUGACUGUCUCUCUCUGUGUGUGUCUUUAACUUUCAAUCACUUCUGAAGGUCACAUGUCUUUCUCUCCUUUUCCUAUGAUCUUUUAGUUUUCUUUCCUCAUUUCCCCAUUUCCCUGCACCCCAGACAGUAAUCCUUGUUUGUUUUAAGACUUCCACCUAAUGCCCCCAUCCCUCUCUGGGCUUCUUUCCAUGUUUGUCUGCCUUUGUUUCUUUCAUUCUAGUCAGAACAGCCUAUUCCCUAUGGCAGAGGCACAACAUUCUCUCGUCAAUUUACUGCUCUUGGUUCACCUCCUCCCAGAAGCCUAAGUAAUCGCCCUUGUUUUGGAGGCUUAAAGGACAACAUAUAUAUUUGGCAAUGCAUUUAACCACUGUAGCAGUCUGGUUGCCUAGAAUAAUGCUUUCAGCCAGGACUGAGCUAGACAGGCUUCUAGUGCCUGGCACAUAGCUGACCCUGAAUAAUUUUAACUGGUUGGUGUGAUUUGCCCAGAGUUUUAAAGGUGGUAAACAGAAGUCAGAAUUUGAAACUAGGUCUUUUGAUCCAGUACCACCACAGCACCUACUGCUUCUCUGGUUCUGAUCAACAAUUUUCCUGAUACAGUACAUGACUCCAGAUCUAUAUAUCCAGCCCUAGUCUCUCUCCUGAGUUUUAGUUCCUUAUCACCACCAGCCUAUUUACAUAUUUUGGAUUGUAUGUCCAAUAAACAUCUCAAGAUCAACCUGCCCAAAACAAAAUUCAUCAUUUAUCCCAAAUUUACUCUCUUCUGAACUUGUGAACACUAUCUGUAGUCAUGCCUGGAAGUCCAAACAACAUCUUCCAAAUGAGGCCUUUUCUAAUCCUUCCAAUUGCUAGUGCCUUUCCCCAAUUAUCUUGAUUUAUAAAUUUAUUUUGUAUAUACUUAUAUAUAUGUUGUCUACCCCAUUACAAUGUGAGCUCCUUUCUGCCUUCAGGAAGGGUCUUAAUUUUUGUAUUGACAUAUCCAAUACCUAGUACAGAACAUAGCACAUAAUGAGUGCUUAAUAUUUAUUAAUCAGUUGAUUUAAUUGGAGAAAAUGUAGGAGAUUGGGCUAAAUGAGUACUGGCUUCAGGAUGCAUCUGGCAGAUGCUUUAAAAAAUAAACCCUGUAUGUGUA